Molecule: messenger RNA, 504 nt
Organism: Eucalyptus grandis
Lineage: Eukaryota; Viridiplantae; Streptophyta; Magnoliopsida; Myrtales; Myrtaceae
Product: strigolactone esterase D14-like
Exons: 2
Coding region: 1-504 (167 amino acids)
Source: RefSeq, a predicted model, not a curated record
AUGACGCUGGAAAGGGUGUGGGUGACCUAUGCCAUGGUCGAUGGAGGGAAGGGGAAGAAGAAAAUGCCCUUUGGUCUAAAAGUGGUUAGGUACUUAAACACGGACGGCUACGAGGGCGGAUUUGGGACCGCUCAGAUUGAUCAGAUCUUAUUGAGCAUAGAGUCCGACUACAAUGAAUGGGCACCCAACUUUGCUUCUCUGGUGGUGCAUCCGCAUGAUGCCCUCUCGGUCAAGAUGUUCACCAAGUGCUUGAGAAGGAUGAGGCUUGAAGCCGCGCUUUCCUUAGCCAGGGCGGUUUUCCUGUCUGACAAUAGAGAGGUCCUCGGGAGAGUGACGACCCCAUGUACUAUAAUUCAGAUCACGAACGACGUCAUUGUGCCGAGCUCGGUUACCCAUCACAUGCACGACAAAAUCCAGGGGAAACCGACAGUCGAGAUGAUCGAAGCCAAUGGCCAUUUCUCUCAGCUCACGACACAUUUGGCAGCUUCUCGAUGUGUUGGGUGA